This is a messenger RNA of Fonticula alba, 1389 nucleotides long. RefSeq lists its product as hypothetical. The transcript has a single exon. Bases 1 to 1389 code for a protein of 462 amino acids. Lineage: Eukaryota; Rotosphaerida; Fonticulaceae. The record is from RefSeq and is a predicted model, not a curated record.
AUGCUGGCGCUCAUGGUCCCGGCCGGGCUCCUGGCGCCGGGCUCUCGCGCGGCCACAAUCAACCCCGUCAGCGAGUAUCUGUACUCGGGCUUCGAGAGCAUCGCCACCAGCGGGGUGCCCAUGCAUUCGGCCAACCUGCUCAUCGACACCCCGGCCCUGGGCUGGAGCGUGGACCCCGAUGUGGGCGACUUGCACUUUUACCACCAGCGCUUCGACCCCCUGGCCUCGGAUGACCCGCGCGCCGGGACCCUCUUCGGCCGGGAGUACGAGUACAUGAUCCACUCGCUGGACCCGCCGGACCAGUGGACGGCCCUCUUUGUGGAGAGCCCCCUCGAGGAGCCCAUCAUGCUGGCCAUCUAUGCCCAUGAGGUGCGCGUCUUCCAUCCGUCCCUUUCGCAGGAUGUCCCCCUGGACCGGGCGUUCGAGGGCCUGGCCGCGGUGUACUUCCAGGACACAAUCCAUCUCCUCCUGGCGGACCCCACCACCCAGGACCUGUGGGUGCUGGAAAUCUCCUCCGCCACCUCGGCACCCAGCACCAUCGGGCAUGCGCACCAGCCGGGGGCCCGGCCGGCCGCCGUGGCGGUCGGCCACGGAGGCUUCCUCUUUGCCAGCGACAGCCUGGGCGUCGCGCACUACGACCUGGCCUUCAGGUAUAGGUACAACCUGCUGCAGGACGACCCGACCCCGAGCGACAUCCUGACCAUGGGCGCCGUGCGGCUGAAUGUCGGGCCCUCGAGCGACUCCGAGACCCUGGCGGUGUUCUUCGGCUCCGGCAGGGUGGCCCUGUGCUUCGACUGGCGGAAUAGCAUGUGCGCCGAUCAGCAGGUGCUCCGCGAGGAGCUCCCCCCGGAGGUGGACCUGACCGCCCUGCGCAUCCUCAACCCGCCGGCCCUGGUGUCGGUCCUCUCCGAGGACCACCUGUACCUGGAGGAUGGGCAGAAGCAGCUGUGGCGCGUGGCGCUGCAGAUGGACCUGGCCCCGGGCGACCAGCUGGUCCUGACCCGGCUGGAGCUGCCCCCGAGUGUGGGGCCGGCCGAGAACGUGCGCAUGCUGGUCAUGGACCUCGGCGCCGGGAGCCCGGUCCUCCGGCUGGCCACCGAAAUGCGCGUGCUCUUCGACUACCAAACCAUGCGCUGCGACACCGACCGAUCGAUCGGCUGCAUGCUGGACGGCACCGGCGGCAGCCUGCCGCUGAACUGGGCCUGCCAGGAGGACCGCGUCCUUUCGCCGUUCCACCCGUCGGGGGAGCUGUGCGCCGGCUGCCGCGAUGGCCACACCCGCGAGCUGUCCACCGAUGGCGAAUGUGCGUGCGCGGCUUGCACCCGCGCCGGCCCGACCGCCCUGGCGCGCCCGUGCCCCUUUGCCGGGGCGCCGCUCCUCGGCCUGUGA